Molecule: messenger RNA, 2223 nt
Organism: Olea europaea var. sylvestris
Lineage: Eukaryota; Viridiplantae; Streptophyta; Magnoliopsida; Lamiales; Oleaceae
Exons: 8
Coding region: 26-1786 (586 amino acids)
Cellular component (GO): cytoplasm
Molecular function (GO): protein binding
Source: RefSeq, a predicted model, not a curated record
UUUUUGCCAUUAUUUCUGUCAGGACAUGCAUGACAUGAGAGACUGCUACGAUAGGUUACUUUCAGCUUCAGCAGCAACAGUGAAUAGCAUAUAUGAAUUUUCAGAAUCGUUGGAAGAGAUGGGUGAUUGUCUUCUUGAGAAAACGGCUCUCAGUGACGAUGAAGAAAGUGGAAAAGUUUUGUUGAUGCUGGGAAAAGUACAAUUUGAACUUCAGAAACUUGUUGAUGGUUAUCGCUCUCACGUAUUACAGACAAUCACAAUCCCAUCGGAGUCCCUUCUUAAUGAACUACAGAUAGUUGAGGAGAUGAAGAGGCGAUGUGAUGGGAAACGAGACAUGUAUGAAGAGAUGAUGAAGAAAUACAAAGUAAAAGGGAGGUCGAGAAAUAGUGAAGGAGAAUGCUUUUCUUCACGCGAAUUGCGAGUAGCUCGUGAUGAUUAUGAUGAGGAAGCAAACAUAUUUGUAUUCCGUAUGAAAUCUCUAAAGCAAGGACAAUCCCAUAGUCUUCUAACGCAGGCAGCUAGGCAUCAUGCUGCACAGUUAUCCUUCUUCAAGAAGGCUCUCAGUUCUCUGGAGGCAAUUGAGCCACAUGUCAAAUUGGUUUCUGAACGACACCACAUUGAGUACCAAUUUAGUGGACUAGAAGAUGAAAACGGGUCUAAUAUUGAUUAUGAUCAUGAUGAAAGUAAUGAUGAUGACAACGAUACUGAUGAUGGUACUGCAACUACUGAUGAUGGAGAAUUGAGCUUUGACUAUGGACAAAAUGAUCCAGUUGUAGAAGUCUCUACAUUAGCAUGCUCAAUGGAGGAAAAUUUAGAAAGAAAUCCCGGUCAAAAUUCUUUUUCCUUCCGCAGAGAGUUUAAGACAAUUAGCAAAUCAGCACCUCUCCUUCCUGAAAAGAAAUUCGAUCCAGCUGGGAGGCUGUCGCAGUUGCGGCCUUCACCAUCACACAAGUUCGCAUCAUAUGUGCUACCCACGCCAGUGGAGAUAAAGGACCCAGGUACUCGAAAAUCAGAUGCUGAAGCUCCUCAACCAAGACAAGCGAGAGUGAACUUGUGGCAUUCGUCCCCUUUGGUGCAUAACAAAUAUGAAAAGCUUGUGGCAAAUGAAAAAUUGUCCGGGCCUAUGAUCUUAGAUUCAGAAUCAGUGCUCAAAGAAAGCAACAUCAAUUCAAGAGGCAGUCAAUUGCCCCCUUCAUUCUCUGAUGGCCGCUCAUCAAAACAGUUUGAUCCAAGUGUUGCAUCUAAUACUAAGAAAGUCAAAAGACAAGCCUUUUCUGGUCCAUUAACAGGCCAGCCAUGGCCAAACUACCCAAAUUUCUGGUCAAGUGGUCCGAUUAUGUCAUCAGGUUAUCCUCCAUUUUCAGGGUCCCUCUUGCGCACUCCGUUACCUCGGCCCACGUCAACUCCCAAAUUGUCUUCAUGUGUUUCGCCUUCUUUUGUGUCAUCACCUAAAAUAAGUGAACUUCACGAGCUUCCUCUGCCUCCGGCUCAUUUAACAUCUAAGAGGCCAUCCAAUCUCGUUGCUCAUUCAGGUCCCUUGGUAUCUAAAGGUAAUGAGCUAUCUGUUUCAAACAUAUCGAUGAUGUCCACAGCAAAGUCUACACCUCCAAUGCCCGAAACAAUUUCUCGUAGUUAUUCUAUUCCUUCUGAAGGUCAAAUGGAAGUGGCACUGCGUGUUCCUUCAGAAGCUUCUCAAACUCUAGAGAUGGCUGAUGAGAUUUCUACACCACCUUUAACACCAACUUCCUUACCUAAUAACCGAUCACCAUCCCCUACAUCUGGAUGACAUCUUGGUCAGUUACACUAGAGGUAACUUUACAACUCGUUGUCUAAAUGAUGUCCAUUAAUCUUCUUUUUCAUUUUUAAGAUUAUAAAUUGCAAUUUGGUUAAAAAAGGCUGUUUCGGGCUGGGCAGCAUGCUUCUGGCUUUCCAUCCUGAGAAGUACAGUUCAACAUAUGGUCGUAGGAUAUCCUGUGUUUGGAUUUGAUCUUAAAUUGUGCAUGGGGUGGGUUGGCUUUGAAGCUGUGUUGCCAUUUUUGAGAUCUAGGUGUACUUUUUUUUCUUUAUUCUUUUUUUAAAUUUCAAAACGAACAUAUGGUAGUUGUAAUUUAUCGAGUUGAUAAUUCUUGCAAGUGUAUCCACAAUCUCUAAAAGUUCCACAAUGCAGAAGUCCUCUUGGUGUAAUCAUGAUUAACUAAAUAGUUUGUUGUCGCACUGCUUUCA